Molecule: messenger RNA, 4490 nt
Organism: Raphanus sativus (radish)
Lineage: Eukaryota; Viridiplantae; Streptophyta; Magnoliopsida; Brassicales; Brassicaceae
Product: disease resistance protein RFL1-like
Exons: 3
Coding region: 1593-4337 (914 amino acids)
Molecular function (GO): ADP binding
Source: RefSeq, a predicted model, not a curated record
AACUGCUUUUUUUUUUCUAGUGGACACUGAUGCAUGUGUUUGUUGAGUUGUGUGUUUGGAGUACUCGAUUUGCAACCACAACACUUUUUUUUUUGUUUUCUAGUAGAUACCAGUUUUGAAAACUUUUCUACUCUUUUUUCUUCUUCUUCGUGAGGGUUACUUGUGAAUUUGGUUGGAUCAAACCUCGUCUGGCAAGUAUUUGCAUUUGUGUAUUCUUUUGAUGUUGAUCGAAUCGAAUGUGCUUAUGCUAAUAGUUGUUACUUAUUCGAAUUAGCUUAUGAUGAGAGUUUGUUUCUCUGUCGAAUAGUUAUGAGACUAAGGGAAGUUUUAUCCUCAUCUAAGAUGGAUUGUCUGAUCACGCUUUUGCAUGUAUGGACAAACAGCACACCUUUCACAUGGUUGCUGGAUUCAUGGAACAUUUUGCCUCCUGAAUCCAUCUCUCCGUGAACUCUGAAUUGGUAUGUUUUCUUUUCCUUUUAUGUAGUGUCUCUUUAUGGUUUGAAUAGUUUCAUUUUCUGUCUGUUUUGUUUCGCAUUUUCUUAAAUUGUAAAAAUAAAGUUGGUGAAAACUAGUUUCGUUUGUUUCUCUUUGGAUCUGUACUAACGUUAUUUGUUUUCUAUCUCUGAGAGGACCUCUGUCUCAACGGAGCAAAUAUAGGACUUUGAAGAGUCUGUGCACUGGAGUCCAAAGCUGAGAAGAUCCGCACUCUGGUUUGGAAGGCUAAGCUUAUAACUUGUAAUCACUUACCUAAUCUGAAAACAAUUUAUUAGAUCUCACUUAUCUAUAAAUGUUUUUAGUUUGCAUGUUGCAAUGUUUAAGCAUGUGUGUUUUGUGCAGAGGUAAAUCUUGCUGUUCCUAAGCAAUGUACUACUCAUGUGACUGAAUUCAUACCUCAGUUCAUAGCGUUCCUACAUUUUGAGCUAUCCAUGUUUAACACAUUUGAGACUUUUCUUUUUUAUUCUUGAAGAUAUUGUGUCCACUAUGUGAAAACUAGAAUAACAGGAAAGAAUAUGCGCUGGUUUCCAUCGAUAGGCAACUAAGUUGGGACCAUUUCGGAAAGAGAAGAACAGUAUAUGAUGCCUAAAGUAGCAUCUUUGGACUCAUACACUAAAAGAAAGUUCUCUCUUUAUGCUCUUUGCACUUUGGUAGACAGCACAUUGUUCAAAAAUCUUAUCAUGUUUUCCCUCUCUUGAAAAUAUGCUUAGCUUCUUGUUUUGUUCUGAGAAUCUCUCUUGUCUGUGCAGGUUUUCACGUUGAGCUAUCCACGUUUAAUGCAUUUGGAGGUUUUGAUUCGUGAAGUUGAGUGGGCAUACUGUGUCAAAUAUGUGAAACGUAGAAUAACGGAAAAGUAUAGUAUAUGGGUUGUUUCCAGAAACGUGUAGUAAAGUGGGGACCAUUUCAGGAGGAGGCUUUUAGAUAUUUUGAUAUAAAUUUAGCAUCUUUGGACUCGUGCACUUGCAAAUCUCUUCUUUUCAUAUGCUUAAACUAUUCAAAAAUCUUAUAUUCAUCAUAUCUUUUGCUUUCUUCCUUUCUCUGAUAUCUGCUCAGCUUCUUGUUGUCGUGAGCAGUGAGUCUCUCUCUAUUGUGCAGCCAUGGGAGGAUGUCUCUCUGUCUCGAUGUCAUGUGACCAAAUGGUGAAUCAAGUCUCCAAAUGGUUAUGCCUCAAGGGAAGUUAUAUUCACAACCUCGCUGAGAAUCUAGUGUCUCUCGAGAAAGCCAUGGGAGUGCUCAAGGCGAAGCGAGAUGAUGUCCAAGGAAGGGUACACAGAGAAGAGUUCACUGCGCAUCGUCAAAGGCUUGCUCAAGUCCAGGUAUGGCUUACGAGUAUCCUGGACAUCGAAAACCAAUAUAAAGACCUUCUUAGUACUAGUAAGAUCGAGCUUGAAAGGUUGUGUAUGUGUGGAUUUUGCUCUAGAAAUUUGAAACUAAGCUAUCGCUAUGGGAAAAGGGUUAUCUUAGUAUUGAGGGAAGUUGAGAGUCUUACCUCUCAAGGAGAAUUUGAUGCGGUGACUGAGGCAACUCCUAUACCUGAGGUUGAAGAGUUGCCUACUCAUCCCACAAUUGUUGGUCAGGAAACAACGCUCGGAAGAGUGUGGAACCGUCUGACGAAAGACACAGUAGGGAUUGUGGGUCUGCACGGGAUGGGUGGUGUAGGCAAAACCACCCUUCUCACGCAGAUCAACAACAAGUUUUCCAAAACAGGCGAAGGGUUUGAUAUGGUGAUAUGGGUUGAAGUCUCUAGAAAUGCUUCAGUCCGUAAGAUUCAAGAGAGCAUUGCUGAAAAACUAGGCCUUGUGGGGAAAGAGUGGGAUGAGAAAAACGAAAAAGAGAGAGCUCUUGACAUCCACAACGUUCUCAGGAGGAAGAAGUUUGUGCUGUUGUUGGAUGAUAUAUGGGAGAAAGUAAACUUAUAUGCGGUUGGAGUCCCGUAUCCGAGCACGGAAAACGGAUGCAAAGUAGUAUUCACCACCCGGUCUCAUGACGUAUGUGGGCGUAUGGGAGUUACCUACCCAAUCGAAGUCACUUGUCUGGACCCGGACAAAGCCUGGGACUUGUUCAAAAAGAAAGUCGGAGAAAACCCACUGGAAAGCCACACAGACAUUCCCAAACUCGCAAGAAAAGUCGCUGACAGAUGCCGUGGCCUACCAUUAGCACUCAAUGUCAUAGGCGAAACUAUGGCUUGCAAGAACACAGUACAAGAGUGGCAUCUAGCACUUGACGAUUUGAAUUCAUCUGCUCAAGAGUUCUCAGGCAUGGAAGAUGAAAUUCUUCCCAUUUUGAAGUAUAGCUAUGAUAAUUUAAAGGGUGAGCAAGCGAAAUCAUGUUUCCUCUAUUGCUGUCUGUUACAUCGUCGUUUUGAAAAAGAGACAUUGAUAGAGUACUGGAUAUGUGAAGGAUUCAUAAAUGAAAAUGAAGGUAGAGAGAGGGCGUUAAAACUGGGUUAUGCGAUACUCGGGACUCUUGUCCGUGCAAGUUUGUUGGAAGAAGACAAGUAUGCACCAUAUUUGAGAAUUCAUGAUGUAGUACGGGAUAUGGGAGUAUGGAUAGCAUCUGAUCUAGGGAAGCAUAAAGAAAGAUGUAUUGUGCAAGCUGACAUUGGGUUACUUGAGAUGCCUAAAGUAAAGAACUGGAAAGAUGUGAGAAAGAUGUCGUUGAUGGGUACUAGUAUUGAAAAGAUAUCAGAGAGCCCCGACUGUCCUGAACUCACAACUCUCCUCCUAGAGUGGAACGCACGCUUAACAACAAUCUCUGGUGAUUUUUUUUGGUCUAUGCCUAGGCUACUCCUUUUGGAUUUAUCAUGGUGUCCCUAUUUAAAUGGAUUGCCAGAGCAGAUAUCAAGAUUGUCUUCUCUGCGAUGUCUUGACUUGGCACGGACGGAGAUAAAUAGACUACCUGAUGGUUUCCAAGAGUUGAAAAUGCUAAUACAUCUGAAUUUGGAGCACACCAAGGUUGUGAGUUGUGAUGGGAUAUCGAAUUUGUCGAGAUUGAGAACAUUGAAACUACUAGGAUCCGAAGUGUGGCUAGAUAUGAGACUAAUGAAGGAGCUGCAGCUCUUAGAGCAUCUGGAGUAUGUAAGCAUAAAUAUAUUUUCUAGUUUGGUUGGGAAGCUAUUGUUAUAUGAUCCCAGAGUAGGGAGUUGUAUUCAACAGAUUAAUACUGUGGACCGUCCAGAAGAAGAAUCAGUGCAAGUAUUCGUUUUGCCAGCUUCGGAUACUCUCCGGCGCAUCUAUAUAUGGAAUUGUGGAGGGAGGGAAAUAGAGGUAGUAGAGAAGACACCACUGAACAAAAGUCCUACAAGUCCUCUGUGCUUCUCAAAUCUCUCUCAUGUGCAGAUAGGAGAGUGUGAUGGUCUCAAAGAUUUGACGUGGCUGCUGUUCGCGCCAAACCUUACUUCCCUUUAUGUGUUACAGUCAAAACAACUAGAGGAGAUAAUAAGCAAAGACAAAGCUGCGACGGGAGGUAUGAAUAUUCCUUUUCAGAAACUUGAGAGGCUUGAGUUGAUCAACUUACCGAGGUUGAAGAGAAUCUACUGGAGUCCUCUGAUCUUCCCUUGUUUGAAGAAGAUUGAAGUAGAAAAAUGUCCAAAGCUGAGGAAGCUUCCACUCAGUUUUGAAAGUCGUGUUGGUGGUGAAGACCUUCUUAUAAAAUAUAGAGAUGAUCAGUGGUUUAAAAGGGUUCGAUGGGAAGAUAAAGCUCCUGACCUCGCACUCAGACAGCAACAGGUCGUGAAGCAAAGCCAGUUUCCUGCAGUCGCUACUGUUUGUGUUUACUAUCCUUCUGAGUUGUCUUUUUGUUUGGACUACAGUGUGUUAAUGGUGUGCUUAGUCUGUGGUUGAAUAUGGGAAGACAGACUCCUUUUUCUUCUAUCACUUGGUUUUGUAUAAGCAAGUUUCAAAAUUUCUAUAUAUUUUCUCUAUUACUUGUAUUAUCUUGUUAUGGUUAUGGUGUGUCUUUGGAUUGUAUUUGUAUGCCCGUUCAGUUCCCUUUCU